Monoraphidium neglectum is the source of this 264-nucleotide messenger RNA. RefSeq lists its product as hypothetical. The transcript has a single exon. Lineage: Eukaryota; Viridiplantae; Chlorophyta; Chlorophyceae; Sphaeropleales; Selenastraceae. The record is from RefSeq and is a predicted model, not a curated record. The annotation marks the transcript as partial.
GCUCUCCGCCUGCGACGGCGCCGCGGCCCGCGCCGAACGCGCCGGCCUGCUCCCUUUCUUCCGCGCUGCGCUGCCGCCGCUGCUGCAGUCGGAAGCCGACCGGGCGGCGCGCCUGCAGGCGUGGCACACGCACACGGGCCACGCGUCGGAGGACCCGAAAGCGCGCGCGGCGGCCGCGCUGAGCGCGCUGUGCGCCGGCUGCCUCGAGCCGCUGGCCGGCGCCGACGCGCGCGCGGAGGUGUGCCCGGCCUGCGGCGCGGCCGC